CCUUUUGCAGGUGGCCAAGUCGGGCUGGGGCUCUGGAGGGCUCCCCAGGCCUUUGCUCCUGCGGUGCAAGCCGGCAGGCUCUGGGGAGUCUGCAGGCCCUCUGCUUUCUUUACACCCGCUUUGCAGGAAGGUGUGACUGGCACGGUUUGCUUCAAAGUGAGCGCUCAACAGACGCAGCAGCAUGGCCAGCGUGCUGUCCCGCCGCCUGGGCAAGCGGUCGCUCCUGGGAGCUCGGGUGCUGGGCCCCAUUGCCUCUGAGGGGCCCCUGGGGGCCGGGCCGCUCUUGGAGCCACAGGUGGAGCUGCCAGAAGGCACCGCACCCCAGCCUGUCCUCACCUGCAAGGACCCCCAGAGCCAGGAGCAGCCCCAGGAGCUCCUCCAGGCUCUGGGCUCCAAAGGCCGCCAGCAGGUGGCCUUUCAGCCAGGACAGAAGGUCUGCGUGUGGUAUGGGGGCCGGGAGUGCACGGGCCUGGUGGAGCAGCACAGCUGGACCGAGGACAAGGUGACUGUGUGGUUGUUGGACCAGAAGCUGCAGAUCUGCUGCAAGGCGGAGGAGGUGUGGCUGGCGGAGCUGCAAGGCGUGGUGCCCCAGGCGAUGUCCCCGGAGCACAGGGUGGCCCAGGCCCUGGCCUACAGACCGGUCUCCAGGAACAUCGAUGUCCCCAAGAGGAAGUCAGAUGCAGUGGAGAUGGACGAGAUGAUGGCGGCGAUGGUGCUGACUUCCCUGUCCUGCAGCCCAGUUGUGCAGAGCCCUCCAGGGGCCGAAGCUAACUUCUCCGCUUCCCGAGUGGUUUGCGCUGACCCCUGGAAGGAGAGUGGGGAUGUGUCUGACAGCGGCAGCAGCACCACCAGUGGCCACUGGAGUGGCAGCAGCGGCAUCUCCACGCCCUCGCCCCCGCACCCCCAGGCCAGCCCCAAGUAUUUGGGCGAUGCCUUUGGUUCUCCCCAAACUGACCACGGCUUUGAGACUGACUCUGACCCUUUCCCGUUGGAUGAACCUGCUCCACGCAAAAGGAAGAACUCCGUGAAAGUGGUGUACAAGUGCCUGUGGCCCAGCUGUGGCAAAGUUCUGCGCUCCAUUGUGGGCAUCAAGCGACACGUCAAAGCCCUGCACCUGGGGGACUCUGUGGACUCCGAUCAGUUCAAGCGGGAGGAGGAUUUCUACUACACAGAGGUGCAGAUGAAGGAGGACCCUGCUGUGGCUGCAGCUGGCCCUUCUGUCCUUCCGACUCCUGUUAUCGAGCCAGCCCCUGCCGCCCGGGUGACCAGCCCAUCCCUCGCUGCUGUCCCUCUGCCUCCGCCCAAGGCCCAGUGCUCUGGCCCUAAACACCCUGGCCUGGAGUCUUCCCUGCCCUCGGCUGUGCUCAGCAAGUCGGCGCCCAGCUCCUUUUGGCACAUUCAGGCCGACCAUGCGUACCAGGCUCUGCCGUCCCUCCAGAUCCCUGUGUCCCCCCACAUCUACACCAGCAUCAGCUGGGCUGCUGCCCCCGCCACUGCCUCACCCCUCUCCCCGGUCCGGAGCCGCUCACUCAGCUUCAGUGAGCCGCAGCAGCCGCCACCUGCCGUGAAAUCUCACCUGAUUGUCACCUCUCCACCCCGGGCCCAGAGCAGCACCAGGAAAGCCCGUGGCGAGGCCAAGAAAUGCCGCAAGGUGUAUGGCAUUGAACACCGGGACCAGUGGUGCACCGCUUGCCGGUGGAAGAAGGCGUGCCAGCGCUUCCUGGACUGAGCCGGACCCGGCCACCUGCCGCUCGGUGACAGCAGGGUCAGGGGGGCAGAAAGGCACCCGCCACAGCAGAGCCGGGCAGAUGCACGCGGAGGUGUGGAGUACCAGUCUAUUCAGCAAAGGUGUAACACUUAAAACACUUUUCCCCCUUGGGGGAACAUUUUAUUUUUUUAAAAAAAUGAAUUUUCUUCCCCCUGAAAUAGGAGCGAGCCAAAACUGACCAAGGGUAUUCUGCAGCGAACCAGAGACCAAAGAAUUCCUUCCCUUCCCUCUCCUGUCCCUGUCCCACCUCUCCUGGCUGGAGGGAUGAGUUUGUCUGUCUCAAAGAGGGGAUAGUAUUGCAUACGAGUCCUGUUUCCUGCUGAGCUGGCAAAUCCCUUGCUCUCUAAAUUUCCAGAAAGGAUUGUGAGCAAGAUGAAUUUCUU
Molecule: messenger RNA, 2151 nt
Organism: Octodon degus (degu)
Lineage: Eukaryota; Metazoa; Chordata; Mammalia; Rodentia; Octodontidae
Gene: Znf395
Product: zinc finger protein 395
Exons: 10
Coding region: 182-1729 (515 amino acids)
Biological process (GO): regulation of transcription by RNA polymerase II
Cellular component (GO): nucleus
Molecular function (GO): RNA polymerase II cis-regulatory region sequence-specific DNA binding; DNA-binding transcription factor activity
Source: RefSeq, a predicted model, not a curated record